AUGCCUUCAGGUGCUAAGAAAAGAAAAGCCGCUAAGAAAAAGCAGGAGCAAGCAUCUUCUACUCAAAUCAAUCUUAAAUCCAACAACAACCAUGACGAGGAUGCAAUCAGAAUCAAAAAGGAACAUGAAGUGGACACUGAUGAACGCAUAGAGAUCACAGAUUCAAGCCAUGAUCAUGACAAGAGCUCUAACAGCAGCAGCAGCAAUAGUAGCAGUAGCAGCAGCAGCUCGGAUGACGAAUCACAGGAAGUGAAAAAGAAGAAAGAUGAUAAGAAGGAGACUGGUGGUGAUGAUUCGGUUUCUCUAGUGAUCUCUGUGCCGGACCAACCUAUUCCAGUUGCUGGAGAUGCUCCGUUUAUGGGGUCUAGUGCUAAUGCGAUUGUGGAGAAUACAGGUUUAAUCGAUUCAACUGCGGCUAAUGAUCCAAACUCUGAGAAAAUGAUUGAGAUCUUGUCUGUUGGUGGUACUAUGGUCUCAAAGGAGACUCCUCCUUUGCCUAAACCAAACGAGACUGCCGUGGAAGUUUCAAGUGGAACCGACUCUGACGUGAAGGAAAACGAGGGAGAAGCAGCGUCAUCGUCUCUUCUAGAAUCCAACGAUGUUCCUCAAGGCAGCAGAGAGUCUGAAGUUGUCAUUUCUCAUGAGGAGGAAGAAGAGGCUCCUGUGCGACCAACACAUGGAGUUGCGCAAAGAACCUCUUGGUUAAGUUGUUGUGGCUUGUUUGAUGCGAUGACAGGAUCCGGUAGAUAA
This is a messenger RNA of Microthlaspi erraticum, 750 nucleotides long. The record is from the annotation of a GenBank genome assembly. NCBI's taxonomy places the organism in Eukaryota, Viridiplantae, Streptophyta, Magnoliopsida, Brassicales, Brassicaceae.